Anopheles coustani is the source of this 2113-nucleotide messenger RNA. Its product is annotated as GATA zinc finger domain-containing protein 14-like. The coding region runs from base 103 to 1260 and encodes 385 amino acids. The record is from RefSeq and is a predicted model, not a curated record. The transcript has 4 exons. Lineage: Eukaryota; Metazoa; Arthropoda; Insecta; Diptera; Culicidae.
UUUUUUUGUCAUUUUGUUUGUUUUCUAAAAAGGUUUCAUUCCUCUGUGUAAACUGCUUUCGAUUUUGUGAAAAUCUGGAAAUAAUUGUCUUUUGCAAGUAUAAUGGAGAAGCUGAAGAAGAUAAUUCAAGCCAUGGUUAUUUCGAAUGCUGGCCGGCCCCUGACCGUUUCCCAACUAAACCGCGAUUUCAAGGAAUUUGAAGGUUAUGAUAUACCUUAUGAGAAACACGGCUUUCGACAGCUUGAUGCUAUGCUGCAGUCUAUGUCUGAUGCCGUGCAGAUUAAUGGACAAGGUCCUUCUGCACAGCUACUGCCAGUUUUAACAAAAAAUUCCAAGCACAUCCGAGAGAUGGUUGAAAAGCAAAAGAAUAAGAACGGAAAACGCAAAGUUCAGUAUGCUUACUAUACACAUAAAAAACGAAGAAUUGACGUCGACUAUCAGGCCCCUAAAAAAGCUCCCGAACCUGUGGCAAAGUCUAGGGAGACGCAAAGCCAAAAGCAGGACACUCAAAACGUCAAUUCAGCUAAAAACAGAUGGGACCAACAAUUUGACUGUGCCCCAAUCAGCACGAAAUGCGAUUCGUCAAAGUGGACGCGUUCCAACUUUACCCAACUAUCGGAUGAAAAAACAAACCAAAAGCAGAUUACUCAAAAGGUCCUGUAUGUAGUCUCUAACAGUAUAACCGAAAACCCAAUUAAAACGUCGACAGGAUAUGGCAAUUAUGCCACAGCUGACGAAAACAACAAUCGAAAUCAUCGGAAUUACUAUGGUACCACAGGCUAUUGUGGAUAUAGUCAGAACAGAUACAAUACACAGCAAAACUACGGAAAUAGCUAUGGAACGUACAAUACAAAUAAUGGCGUAUGUAAUUCUGGAUAUACUCCGUAUGGUGUGGGCUAUUUUAGUAAUUCAAAUGCAUACCAGAACAGUGGAAAUUCUGGAAAUAACUAUUAUGUAGGAGGAAACCCUUACAACACCUACAAUGCUUCGAGAAAUCCCACCCAAACAAGGAAUGGGUAUAAGACAAGAAACAAUUCAAUAGAUAGCCAAUUGCAUACGUACUGUAUGCAUUUGCUCAACUAUUUCAAUGAAUCCGCUGAACCAUACCAAACCAUCAUCAACACACUGGAACAAUAUUCCCCGACAUCUUCACAAGGAUUGGCCGGGACAACGACAAAAUAUGAGCUUCUCAUAUCUCUCACACGAACCGUCACACAACUCCAACAAAUACACAAUCUUUUGAUAUACUCUCCUUUCUAAGCCGGUUGGGAUCCUUAAGCAUGAUUUACUCACAUUGAAACACAACUGAAUUGCAGACAAACCGACGAGGUGCAAGAACAGUGAUAGCAAUGCGGCCUGAAGUUUUCCACUUCUUUUGCAUCGUCAUGUGAAAGCAUUAGUUUCAUUUUAUGUUAUUGUAAUAAUUAUUUGAUAGAACUUUCUUAUUAUAUUUGUUCUUGAGCUACUAAAGAACCACAUUCUGGGUGAUUUUGAGAGUCGCCUGCUUGAAUCAACUUCAAAGUUUUAUUUCAGGAAGGAAAUUAUAUCACAAGAGAAAAAGCUCGAUCAUUUUUUCUAUAAAUUUAUAUUGAAAGUGGCAACAAAACUUAAAGCGAAUUAGCGAAUCGAUUCAUUUUUCUAUUCGUGUUCAAUGAUCUCAUGUCGAGUAAUGAUCAUAUUAUGUAUCCGAUAGCGAACAGAAUGUCUGAAUUAUCCUUUAUGGCGAGAUACAUUCUAGCGAAGAUUACACCAUACAAAAUUGCAAUCAAAUGCCAUGUUUGCGAACAUGUUAAUUAACUAAUUAAGUUGUGAACUUUACUUGUAUUAAUGUUUUUGUUUUAUGAAAAAAUGCUGUUGAUUUGUGCGGCCUUAGGCUUAUAUAUUUCCAAAAAAGUAAAGAAAUAUUCGGAAAUAAUCAUUAUUAAAUUCGAAAUGGUAAAAAAUACACGUGUCAACCCAUAUCAAAGCGUAGGACGCGGUGCGUUGUUCUGGAAAUCUUAUUUCAUUGUACGUUUAUUGAUUUAUUUUUUCUUAAAGUUCAUAGAUCUGUCUGUUUUCACCAUACUUUUACGUUAGGUAUGAUAAAUAAAUUUUGAAUUCAAAUUAUGGCGAU